Ostrinia furnacalis (Asian corn borer) is the source of this 535-nucleotide messenger RNA. RefSeq names its product dynein light chain roadblock-type 2. Gene Ontology annotation, biological process: microtubule-based movement. Bases 58 to 351 code for a protein of 97 amino acids. The transcript is spliced from 2 exons. Lineage: Eukaryota; Metazoa; Arthropoda; Insecta; Lepidoptera; Crambidae. The record is from RefSeq and is a predicted model, not a curated record. Gene Ontology annotation, cellular component: cytoplasmic dynein complex.
ACGAAUUUACAAACAGGGCUACAAGUAGGUAAACAAAUCCAAAUUAAUUUCUGAAGCAUGGCAAACGAAGCGGAGGAGACAGUUCGAAAGCUCGCCGCCCAUCGGGGAGUGGCUGGCGUCGUCAUCGUGAAUGGAGAAGGUAUACCCAUCAAGACCACUUUAGAGAACCACGUCUCAGUCCAGUACGCCGGUCUGAUGUCGGCUUUAGUGGACAAGGCGAAAGCAGUGGUCAGGGACCUGGACCCCUCCAACGACUUGACGUUCCUAAGGAUCCGCAGCAAGAGGAGCGAGGUGAUGGUGGCACCAGACAAGGAGUUUAUAUUGAUAGUAGUUCAGCAUCCGGUUGACUGACGAAGGCUAACGCCGACGGGCGUUUUUAUUUUAGAUUUUAAUGUAUUACUUCUCAUCAUAGUUGUUACUUUUCCUUAAAAUCAGAUGUAAUGUUUGAAUUACUUUGUUUCUUUUAAUUAUUUUUAGUAUUAUCAAAGUUCUUUCAUUGUAUUUUACUGAUAGUUAUUUUAAUCAUGAGUGGUCU